AUGCAUUUGACAUUACACAUAUUAAUGACUUUUUUCCUUCCAUAUGCAUCUUCAAUCGUCUCACAAAUUCUAACUCCUGUCUCGAUUUUUGAAGAAAGUCCUAUCUCCACGAUUGUCGUCGAUCUUCGACCGACAUUUCAGACACUUGGUGUUCACCCCGAUCAAGCAGUUCUACUUCAUAGUCAACCAAGUCAACCUUUUGAAUACAUCAACGGACGUAUUCGAUUAAAGUCACGUUUAGAUCGUGAAGAUUACGUUCGCAAACGUUUGUGUGUCGGCGGCAAUGUUCUUGAAUGUAAUUUUACUUUAACAUUAACCGUAAAUCUUAAUCAACCACCAUUUAAUUAUAUUUUGUCUCAACCAAUAUCUUGUCAUGAUAUCAAUGAUGUAAUUCCGAAGUUUUCACAAUCGGAAUCGACAAUAUCCAUGGCAGAAAAUGUCCCAAUCGGACAUCGCAUUCCGCUGGAGAUCGCGGUCGAUCUCGAUUCACCACCAUAUGGAAUCGAUCAUUAUCGGUUAGUUACAUAUGAAAAUCACGAGCAGCAUCAAUUUUCAAUUGUUUAUGAUAAUCAAAGUCGAGAGUUGGAAUUAGUUGUUAAUGAGAAAUUAGAUCGAGAAAUAAUCGAAAAAUACAUUUUUAAAUUAAUGGCAAUCGAUCGAGGAUAUCCACCGAAUAUUGGAACACAAAUCUUAACAAUCGAAAUCAGUGAUAUUAAUGAUUCCCGACCGAAAUUUGAAUCAGCAAUUUAUAAUGUAACCGUUGCUGAAAAUACUUUACCCGAAUAUCUACUUAAAAUCCGUGCCAUCGAUGCAGAUACUGGUCCCAACGCUGAAUUAGUUUACACACUUGAAAAUGAUCACAAUGGUCUAUUUCUACUGGAUAAAACCUCAGGAAUUCUAACAUUAACUCAUUCUCUUGACUAUGAAUACCACACAUCGUAUCAACUCAAAGCUGAAGCUCGUGACAAUGGAUUGAAUUCAUUGAGUGAUACAUGUAUUAUUAAUGUUUAUGUUCUUGAUCAAAAUGACCAUGCACCCUCGAUACAGAUGAAGUUCAAUCCUACAUUAGAACAUAAUCGCGAUGGAACGAUGGCUUAUGUACCUGAAACAUUCGAUAUAAAUCUACCCUUAGCUUUCGUUAAUGUCCAUGACCAAGAUUCUGCAGAUUACGGAAAGGCACAAUUAACUAUCGAGCCUAAUCGUUUGUUUUAUCUUGAAAUCAUUCGUCCAAAUUACUAUUCCGUGAAGUCCUUACAUCGGCUUGAUCGUGAAAUCGCAUCGAAUUACCAAAUCGAACUGCAUGCACGUGAUUUCGGUCAACCGAGUUUACGUCGUUCUAUGACAUUCGAUCUGAACAUCACCGAUGUUAAUGAUCAAAGACCAAUCUUUCCUUCCAACUAUACAUUUGAAAUCAGUGAGAACAAUCAAAUACCAAGUGUGAUUGGCCAAGUCAUUGCUUACGACGCAGAUCAAGGUUUGAAUGGACAGAUAAGUUAUUCAAUCGAUCCUCCAUCAUCGUAUUUUUCCAUUUCGUCAACCGAUGGAAUCAUUUCAACGAAUACAACAUUUGAUUAUGAAGUCAAUCGUCAAUAUCAUUUGCAAGUUCGAGCACGCGAUGCAGGUCAACCACCAUUGGAUACAUUUGCUUUGGUUAAAGUGAAUAUCCUUAAUCUGAAUGAAUACUCACCUGAAUUCGAAAAGAAGACGUAUCAGUUUUUUAUCAAUGAAAACUCCACUAACAAAUCUUCAACAUUUAUCGGACAAGUCAAAGCAAUUGAUCUUGAUUAUGGUGAUCAUGUGGUCUAUUCCUUGAAUGAUAAUGAUCAUUUGUUCACUAUCGAUCAGAAUGGUAAUCUUCGGACAGAUGCCACAUUCGAUCGAGAAAUUCAAGAUGAAUAUAUCGUCACCGUCAUGGCAACCGAUAAUUCAACAAUGGGCUCAAUCGGAUCAGCGACAGUGAUCAUUAAAAUUCAGGAUGUUAAUGAUAACUAUCCCGUGUUUAUUUGGCCUGAUUCUGAUGAAAUUCGUCAUAUUCUCUCCGUUGAUCAUUCUCAACGUACAGAUCCAAACAAUCCGUUAGCACAGUUUUUAACCGACAUUGUCGUUGGUGACGACGACAUCGGCAAUAACUCGGCAGUUCAAUUAUCGAUUUCGAAUAAUGAUUUGUUUUACAUCGGUUCAAACAAUUCCCUCUGGUUGUACAAUUCAUCGAUAUCGCCUGGUACAUAUGAUAUUGAAAUUGUGGCAAAAAAUCUCGAUUUAACAACGAAAAAGAUAUUUCACGUUGUUAUCUAUAAUCGCAAUCCAUUUCAAUUGAAUAUCUUAUCGAACAUGCGUCAGACAUUUUCACGUUUUCCACUAUUAAUUAUCAUUGUUUUAUCGUUUAUCGCAACUGGUUCAACGAUAUUUCUACUCAUUUAUUACCUAUGGAUGCGUUUACAAUACAGUCAAAAUGUUAAGAAACAUUUAUAUGGCAGUCGAUUGAUUGUGAACGAUGAGGAUAAAUCGAAGGAGAGCAGUCCCCAAACUAAACUAAAUAUUUUAUCAACAAAUCAUGAUUAUGCUGUUAUUGUUAAACAAAGAAAAAAUUCACAAAUACCUUCUGGAAAUAGUUCGUCGACAACUGAUGUGGAUUUUUCUUCGUCCUUAUUAUCGUGUCCAUUCAAUGCGAUUUCUUCCUCGUCGACAGAUUUGAAUUCUUUUCAACCGAAUCCUCCAUCGUCAACCGUAUCAGCAUUGACAACUCUAACACGAAAAGCAACACGCCGUCCACCAAUGAAAAACGUCAGUUUCGAACCCACUCUAAUCAAUCCUGGAAAUCACCUAUUCGAUGAUGUUUUUCAAUAUCAUUCACCAUACUAUCAAGAAACAACACCAUCAACAUUCAGUACUCUUCCCAAACAAACCAAACGUGAUCUAUCAUCCCUAGCCGUCAGUAAAUCAUCCAAUCAAUCGAAUCUUCGUGAUAUGCCCAAAACUCAUCAAGAUGGUUUUCCGACAUUACAAACUGUUUUAAGUUCUUCAACUAAUGAAACAUCAACAAAAUUUCCUCAACCACCACCUCUGCUCAAUGGUAUACUUCUACUCGACCAAAUGCUGACAAACGAUGAGAGAACUCAAACAUUGUCACCAUCAAACAUUAGUAAUAGUGGAUGGUAUAAUGUUGCAUCAAAUUAUCAGACAAAAGCGAGUAUUGUAUAA
This is a messenger RNA of Adineta ricciae, 3201 nucleotides long. NCBI's taxonomy places the organism in Eukaryota, Metazoa, Rotifera, Eurotatoria, Adinetida, Adinetidae. The record is from the annotation of a GenBank genome assembly.